AUGUUCUCCCGUUCGCUCAGCUCCGUCGCCCUCCUCGCGGUCGCCGCUCUUCACGCGAACGCCCAGGCAGCGGCAGACUGCUCGCGCAACUACACCGUCGUCGCGGGGGACACCUGCGACGCCAUCUGCCAGAAGGAAAACGUGUCGAGCUUCCAACUCGCGAACGUGAACCCGGUCAUCGACUCGACCUGCCAGAACCUCUUCCCCGACGAGGAGCUGUGCCUCGGCGUCGUUGGCCAAGACUGCACGCUCACCCAUACUGUCGUCACGGACGAGACGUGCGUGAGCAUCGCGGCGGCGACGGGGACGACCGUCGAGCUCAUUUUGGAGAACAACCCGAACGUGAACAGCGUCUGUUCGAACAUUCGUAGCGGCGAGGUUCUCUGCGUUGCGGCCACCGUGGUCGUGUCGACGUCGACUUAG
Epithele typhae is the source of this 423-nucleotide messenger RNA. RefSeq lists its product as uncharacterized. Bases 1 to 423 code for a protein of 140 amino acids. The transcript is spliced from 4 exons. NCBI's taxonomy places the organism in Eukaryota, Fungi, Basidiomycota, Agaricomycetes, Polyporales, Epitheliaceae. The record is from RefSeq and is a predicted model, not a curated record.